AUGGCCACCCGCAGUCUAGGGCCGGUGGUCGACCAGGCCACCGUGCGCCGGUUAGUGGACGAGGUCCUGGCUGGACAACCACUGCCUGUACUUUACUUGCUGGGUGAAGGGGAGGCUCCAGAAUGGCGAGCCUUAGCGUUUUUGGUUCGCUACCGGCUGAACGGUUUCAUGGUGAUUCUUCCCGACGCUGCCGAGGUGGUGUCUCGCCUUCAGGAAGCCGUCUCGGAGGAAGACGACACUUUGGGGGCCGUUCCGGUCUUCAAGAACAUCGCGGUCGAGACCGAGACGUCCCGACGCCGACCUACCGGCUCUUCUUCUGCUUUGAUCGCCGACUUCGAUUGGGCUUUCCUCGACUUCUUCAGGCGUGCCGCUUCGGGCACCGCGCGAGCAGCCGGGGGCCUUCGACUUAUCACUUUAAAAGCAGGCGAGGCUGUGGUCCGACCUUUGCGUCCCAGUGCCGUGGCAGUUUCGGAAGUUUGGGUCAACGAGAUGCUUUCAGAUGCGAGCCUUGCGGAGUACGCCACCGCAGAGGAGGGUGCCGAAGAGGAGGAGGAGCCGGACCACGAGUCUGCCGAAGCCCCCGAGAUCACCGAAGUCGAGGCGCUCCGCGGUCGUGUUCGGGAACUCGAGGCCAAUGUCCGGGCUGCUGCUCAGCAACCUCCUGCUCGACCUGGAGCUCUGAAGUCGGCCCGGCCCUUGUUUGCCGAGCCUUUGGGAGGGGCGCUGACCGACGACGAGUGGCAGAAGCUUCGCUCUGCUGCCGGAGCGGCUCCUUCUCGUCUGGCUGCCCACGAGCGGGCCGAGCGGAAGCACACCACAACGAUCGCCGAGACCGAGUUGGCGGAAGAGGAGCUGGGGGCGGCCGAAGCUGUUUUGGACAUUCCCGAGGGCAGCCCCGCUUUGCUGCAACUUCUGGCUACUCAGGCGAAGCUCUUGGAGAAAGCGAUGGCACCGAAGGCCGUGGAUCCCAUUGCUGCGGCCCUUUCGGGCGGGGCUUCCGGCUCGGACAGCGUCGGCGGCAGCAGCUCCGGCGCCAGGGGAAUGGCAGCCCGCGAUGCCUACCUGAAGAUCUUCGAUCGCCCCCGGGAGUUCGCCGAAUCGGUGGCCGCUCGGGCUCAGACGGAGCUGGGCUGGGAGAAUCAGGAGCCGUCGAUGAUGCGCCACUAUCUCGAGAGGAAGGUUCCCCUGAAGGAGCUCAAGACGGUGCAGCUUUUCAGUUUUCUGCUGGGGCACAUGUGGGAGGACAUGCGCCGCACCGGCAAUCAACGGGGCGAGUUUUGGGCAGCGAGGGGCCUGGUGAUGGCGGAGCAGUUCGCCGUCGACGGCGGCCGCACUCAGUUUGGGUGGCUCCUGGGAGGCCUUCCGGAUGUGGACCAAGGCCACCUGAUUCAUCGGAAGGGCGAUCUUCGCCCGUACGGGCGCCUGUCCGCUGCUCCUUGGGUAGCCGCUCAGGUGGCUUUCUUGAAGGAUGUCGAUUUUCUGGAGGCGCGCAUGCGCAACCGCACCCCAGGAGGAGCCGAUCAGACCACCGAUCCCAAGGACGAGACGGAGGAGCAAGCCACUCGUCCCAGGCGGCCGCCCCGGAAGCCCAAGAACACAGGCGACAAGCCGCAGGGAUGA
Symbiodinium sp. CCMP2592 is the source of this 1620-nucleotide messenger RNA. The record is from the annotation of a GenBank genome assembly. NCBI's taxonomy places the organism in Eukaryota, Dinophyceae, Suessiales, Symbiodiniaceae.